Messenger RNA from Diversispora eburnea, 1464 nucleotides. NCBI's taxonomy places the organism in Eukaryota, Fungi, Glomeromycota, Glomeromycetes, Diversisporales, Diversisporaceae. The record is from the annotation of a GenBank genome assembly.
AUGGUGAUUGUUGACAAAUCCGAAAACAAUCCCGUAAAACGUAAAAAUGGAUGGCCCGGGAUUUCUGCCGAAUAUGAUCUUAGAACCAAUAAAUUCAGAGUACUCGAUUUAGGUUCAAAUACUUUUUGUUCCGCCGUUGAAACUGGUGGAGCAGAACCUGAUAAAGGAACUCAAACCUCAAGUGGAUUUCUAGGAAUUCGUUUAUGGACACCUUGUGUUAAUAAUCAAUGUAAUUGGGUAGAAAAAACAUCUUACCUUAGCUCUGCUCGAUGGUACAAUACCUUGACUACACUUCCCGAUGGUCGUGUAUUUAUCCUUAGUGGAUGUACUGCCGCCACAGCAAUUAAUACUGUAGCCUAUCAAAACCCCACUUACGAAUUCUUUCCUAAAGAUAAUACUCCCCCAGGUGUACCAUUUGAUUUCCUUUUAAAAACUUUCCCAUUUGAUCUUUACCCUCAUGUAGUAGUUUUACCUUAUGGUACUCGAUUAUUUAUAUUUUCGGGAACAAAAGCCUGCGUUUGGGAUUAUAGAACUAAGAAAUAUAUAUUAGGUCCGAAUGACAUACCAGCAUUGAAAGGUCCUCCAAGAACUUAUCCUCUCACCGGCACGGGAUUAUUAUUACCUUUAACUUAUGAAAAUAAUUAUAGACCAGAUUUUAUGAUUUGUGGUGGUGGUCAAAAAUAUGGUGAUAUGAAUGCGGUAGCUGAUAAUACUUGUGGAAGAAUAGAUUUAAGUGUAGCAAAACCUACAUGGGAUAUGGAUACUUUUGUAAUUCCCCGAGUUAUGGGUGACGGUGUUUGUUUAGCUGAUGGAAAGAUUUUAUUCGUUAAUGGAGCUGGUAAAGGAUAUGCUGGGUACACCGAUAAUCCAGUUCUCAUUCCAUUAUUAUAUGAUCCAAAUCCUGCUACACCUAAAAAUAAACGAUGGACAAGAUUGACCGGUUCAAAAAUUGCCAGAAUGUAUCAUUCAGUUGCUAAUUUACUCCCCGACGGUACAGUUUUCAUAACUGGUAGUAAUCCUAAUGGAAAUUACAGAAAAAAUGAUGGUGUAUUAAAAUAUCCUACUGAAUAUCGAGUAGAAAUUUUCACCCCUCCCUACCUCUUAACCAAUACUCCUCGACCAAAUAUAGUUACAUUUGCCGGUGUUGGUAAUUUUAAUCAAAUAAACCCUGUUAGAAUUGGUUAUGGUAAAACAUUUACCGUAAGAAUUCGGCUUCCCGUAGGAGUUAAACCUGUAAUUACAAGUGCAGUUAUAAAUUUAGGUUUUCAAACCCAUUCAGUACAUAUGUCGCAAAGAUAUGUUAAAUUACAGGUAGCCCAAGUUAAUAAUGGUGGUAAUGGAUAUUGGAAUGUUAAUAUUAGAAUGGUACCAAGAAGCAAUGUUAUGACUCCAGGUCGUUGUUAUGUUUACUUAUUGCAUGCUGGAAAACCUGCUAAUACUGCGGUAGAGAUUAUGUUAGGAUAA